Molecule: messenger RNA, 1585 nt
Organism: Solanum verrucosum
Lineage: Eukaryota; Viridiplantae; Streptophyta; Magnoliopsida; Solanales; Solanaceae
Exons: 2
Coding region: 108-1373 (421 amino acids)
Source: RefSeq, a predicted model, not a curated record
GUUCCUGAACAACAUUACUUCCUACUUCCCCAAAGCUUGAAGCUUUUUUUUUAAACCCCCAAUCCGCAUACAUAUUAACCGUAGAUCCGAACGAUCCAGACUGUACAAUGGGCGCUUCUCAGUCCGUAGAACUACCAUCUGAUGAAGAAGACGAACAGGAUGAAGAAGAAGAUGCGGAGCACGAAAACGAUACGCCAGAUGAGAGACACCGAUUAGUUGGUGACGACUCUCUGCUCAAGAAGGUUCUCGAACAAGAGCCUGAGAUGUUACCUUGCCACGCCUCCGCAUCCCCUUUAUCCCCUCAACUAUCCUCUUUCGGCACCCCGCGUUUGGGACCUUCUAUCAAGGUCUGGGACCCUUAUAAUGUUCUUGCUCCACCACCCUCAAUUCCUCAUUUCCACCGAACAUUCUCCUCUGAUUCUGUCGAUGACGAUAGGACCCUCACUGACCUAUAUUUAAUUAGUAAUGGCGAAUGUCAUAUGAAUUUAAGACCUGAUUUGAUUGCCGGCCGAUCCCCAGAGGCUGCACUUACACCUAAUGGCAAGCGCCAAGCAAGAGCUUUGGCUGUUUUUCUAAAGUCUCAAGGGAUUCGUUUCAAUUCUGUCUAUACAUCUCCCUUGGAUCGGGCACGAGCUACUGCCCUCUCUGUUUGUCAGGAAAUAAACUUUUCAGAGGAACGGAUACAAUCCUCUGAUGCUCUACUGGAAAUGAGUCAGGGGCAUUGGGAGGGAUGCCACCGCUCGGAUAUUUUUACACCUGAAACAACUAGCCUAAUGGAAAAGUUCCAGCCUGAUUUUUCAGCACCAUCUGGAGAGUCACUGAGGCAGGUGGAAUUUCGGAUGGUACAAUUCCUAAAUGGAACUGUUAUGACAUUGCCUGACAAAUUCAGAUCUGAUUUCUCUCCACCUGAUCAGAGUGAGAACCAGGGCUUCUCAAACCGUGGUUCUCAUCCACUUGUCAAUUCAGUUCAUGACCGAGAUGGGCUGCCCUCUUUCUCGUCAUCCCAUUGGGAUUUGCACCACAGGAAUCGACAAGGACUUUCGAGGAAGAAGUCUGGAAAGAGUAGGCUUCAGAUCGUGACAACUACUGGGGAUCAUGAGGCUGAUGACGAGAUGUCACCACGAGAACCCAUUAAUCCUAACUCCAUCCGAGAUUUAAAUGUGCAAAUCAGUACUAAUGUUUCUCAAUGCAUUGGUAUUUUCACGCAUUCAAUCCCAAUAAAGUGUCUUCUUACUGGCCUUCUUGGCUGCAGUUCAAUGAUGUCAAGUAAGAUAUGCAUAGAUGAUUCUUCAGUGACAGUGCUACAACAUUCCUGGAAAAUGGGAUGGCAGAUCAAGAGAAUGAACGAUACUGCACAUCUUAGGCUUUUCUAGUAAAUUAUUCCAUUCAAUAGCUGAGAUCACUGAGAAAUUUUCAAGAAUUCACGGGAUGUGUAUUCUACAAUUAGAUUCAGAUCUCGGGGGGUUAUACAUUCUCAAUUUCUUUUCCUACUUGUACAAUUGCAUGCUGAUACUGAAUUGGAGAACCACGGCUGUGGAUUAUUAUUUCAGUUUGUAGAAUUUUAAAUUUUUGAUAUUGUAGGGCA